AUGGCGGGCAAAGUGUGUAUGACGAUGAUGAUGAUGGCAUUGAUCAUGAUGGGAUGUGUUUUACAAGCAUGCAAUGGGACAAGUGCUGGUGAGAGCAAGGCAACGCAAGAUCCAAGAUUCGAUUGCUUCAAAAACUGUUCCAUAGCUUGUGGCAAGCAGAGCAAACCUUGUUACCAAGAUUGUUUGACCAAAUGUGGUCUCCCACAACGACCUUCCAAACCAACACCAUCUGGUUCAUCACCUUCCUCCACCGUUUGA
Molecule: messenger RNA, 258 nt
Organism: Thlaspi arvense
Lineage: Eukaryota; Viridiplantae; Streptophyta; Magnoliopsida; Brassicales; Brassicaceae
Source: the annotation of a GenBank genome assembly